Molecule: messenger RNA, 1662 nt
Organism: Striga asiatica
Lineage: Eukaryota; Viridiplantae; Streptophyta; Magnoliopsida; Lamiales; Orobanchaceae
Source: the annotation of a GenBank genome assembly
AUGGGGCCGAAAAAAAGAGGAAAUUCAAGUCGUUCUCCCGCAUCUACCCCUUCCAAAAUUCAGUUUGACGUAGUGAACGCACGCCCUGGACUGCCUGACAUCUCAUUGGACGUGCAGAACGCUACGCCGGAGGUCUACAACUCGUUCAUAAAAAAAUUCAGCUUACCGGGAAAUGACGGACAUGGUAUCCUCACUCCCAGGUUUGUCACUUCUCGAGGAAAGAAGUGUUUUCAGAGAAGAGACCUCCCAGGGAAGAAGGCUUACUUCGACAUUUAUUUGUCUGCCGGUGCCCACAGACUCGGAUGCCGUUUCCUUCGCAGUAGCCUUUACUUGUUCGCAUUUCGCCCCACAAAUGGGCCUCAUUGGUAUGCCAUGGAUGAUUGGUACGACAACGACAAUUUCCAAUGCCGAAAUUGGGAGAAUCUGGGAAUGGAAAAUAUUGAUGGCAUGUCUGUUGAGUAUCGCAACAUGGAGAAAAGAGAUAAUAUGCCACCGUGUAAACAAAUGAUGUCCUGGACUCUAGUCAUAUGUCAAAUGAUACCAGAAGCUGCUAGAAUACCUGCUAUUCGUGAGGCUCUUGUUGCGAUAUUCGAGAGCGGGGGUCAAUUGAAUAGAGAGUUAGCACUAAGCGAAAAUGAUUUUUUUAAGAUGUCGAGGAAUAUAAUAGGUCACUCAAUUGUCGAGAGGUUAAACAAUAUUCAAAUGGAUAGAGGAGUAUUAGAAUCAUUGUCGAUCAUCAAGGAGUCUAAAAUUGUGGAGUACCAGAGCACCAUUGAGAAUGAAUACCAAGUUUCAGCUUUGUAUUGCACAAUAAGAAAUGCAAACAUAUUACUGAUAACGCCACUACCCAACCCGGAGCACCAAGAUCAAGAAUUGCCUUCCAACAAAAGAUGUGGAGUUGCCAACUUCUGUGGUGUAUAUACCUAUGUUGCAUGUUCAGGCUCUCAGUCCCCGGGGAUUGGGUCCUCCUCCCCCGCCCUGAGGGGAAUGUGCAUUUCCCAGGCAGCUGAGAUGGCCGCCGUCAAGCGGCUAUUGAGGGAUAUAGGCACCGUGAAUCUGGCUGAGCUGAUUAGCACAAACUGCGUUUUCGCUAUUAAAGUUAUGGAUAGUGUAUUCUUAGGGAAAAGGAUAAAGAUAGGGAGGGCCCAGACCGAGAUGGAGAUCAUGUGCAGUUUACUUCAGACAAUUUAUCAUGCUUGGUUAUGGAGUUCUGUCCAUGCCCUCAGGCAGAAGCAGCCGGGGAGAUAUUUUCAUGAACAGGCGGCAAGGUAUGGUUGGUACAUAACGAGGAUUACUUCUGAACUUUAUGCUUUAUGUUUCGUGGGCGAGGGGACGUUUGGGGUUCUCCUGUACGAGCUUCUGUACGGAAGGACACCGUACAAGGGGUCGUGCAAUGAGAAUACUCUGGCAAACGUGGUCUUGAAGAGCCUGAGGAGCCCAAUAACUGGGGCUGGGGCUGGGGCUGGGGCUGGGGCUGCUGAGACUAAGAAGCACCCUUUUUUUGAGGGGCUGAACUGGGCCCUGAUCCGGUGUGGGGUCCCGCCUCAGGUGCCGGAGUUUUGUCGUGCCGAGGUGUCGGAAAAGGGGGAGAGGUUCGUGGAUUGUGGUGGAAACGACCACGAAAGCCAUGUAUUCUCGUGCUUUAAACUCACAGCUGUAUGA